AUGUUCUCUUUCGCCCGACGUUUAGUGGAUCGCUUAGACGGAUCAAAUCUUCUGCAUCAUCAGUCUGAUGAUGCCUAUUUCAAAGAGACCCUUAAAAUCAACAACAAUGGCUUUGGUCUUAGAGUGUUGAAGGUUAUACCCCAUUCCAGAGCCCACAAGCUUGGUCUCGAGGCCUGGUUUGACUACAUCGUGAGGAUUAACACGAACGAGUUGCCCAUGAAAUACCCUCAGCAGUCCGGGUACGGCAUUAAAGACGAUGGCGCUCUCAACUAUGGCUCAGUGUCUCCGGAGGUGGGCGUAAUAGAUUGGGACGUUUUAGCCCAGGAGCUAGAGAAUAUUGCCCAUAACAACGGGCCUAGAACAGUGGAGUUCGAUGUCUGGAGUGCUAAAGGUGGCGUGAUUCGCCAGAUCCGAAUCCCUCUUGACGAAUUUCACAGUGAAUUGAAGGCAGACACAGGUGCAGACGAAAAGGCUUACCUCAACAACUUCCAACAAAUUGGCCUCACAGUUCAAUCGGAGCAUUUAAAGAAUGCCACUUACGUCUGGCGUAUCCUCAAUACUCAUCCAAAUUCGCCUGCUUUUGAAGCAAAGCUUGUUCCCCAGUCUGAUUACAUCAUUGGUUGUGAUUCCUGCUUCGAGAGCGACGGCAAUGGCAAGGGUUUAUUAUCCAAUGGAGGAGAAAGAUUACUUUCACAGACAAUCUUGAGCUACUACAAUCAUCACAGCGCAUUGCAGCAAAAAGACAAAAUUCCAAUCCAGCUAUACGUGUACAACCACGAUUAUGACGUAUUACGCCCUGUGACAGUGCACUUAUCACGCGAGUGGUCAAAGGGUACAGUUAAAGGUAUCUUGGGUUGCGAUGUGGGUUACGGUUGGCUUCACCGCAUACCAGGGGUUGUUGGGAAAUUUGACAAUAUGGAGCCAAUUGAUGAUUUGAUCUUCGAAAACGACGCCGACUAUUCAUACAAACUACAACAAGAAUCAACUGAACAACAACACCCACGGUCUUUAAGUCAGCAAAGUACAGAGCCAAAGGGCCUCCUCCUUCCCUUCCUACGGCGCAACCGCUUGGCCCCCCACUGGCCCCUGCCCCACCAAAAUCCGCUAGAAAGAAAAAACACACUAAUCCAAGUGCAAACAUUGACCUCACAAGCUUCAUGA
Molecule: messenger RNA, 1161 nt
Organism: Candidozyma auris
Lineage: Eukaryota; Fungi; Ascomycota; Pichiomycetes; Serinales; Metschnikowiaceae
Exons: 1
Coding region: 1-1161 (386 amino acids)
Biological process (GO): Golgi organization
Cellular component (GO): Golgi apparatus
Molecular function (GO): protein binding
Source: RefSeq, a predicted model, not a curated record